UUCCACAUGCUGAAUGAAUUCAGUGACACUUUCUGUGAACGGGACGCAGGGGCGCUUGUUUUCCCGUCUCGGUUUGGGAAGGAAGGACUCAGCCAGCCGGUGCAGCAUGUGAAAGUCCAACACGGGCGACUUUCUCCUCUUUUCUUUUAACACAUUUGGCAGCCAGUUUCUGAUCAGAGAUAAGCAAUUCCACCGCACUGAUUACUCCACUGAAAUGCCGUCAUGUCACGCGUGAAUGUCAGCUGGAUUAUUGCGGUGCUCGCGGUGGAGCUCGCGACACUGUCCGCCGCGGGCGCUCACAGCUGUCACGAGGUGAAAACGGCGUUUCAGGUGCGUCAGAUCGGCCAGCUGAAAUGGGUGCCGGAAACACCUGCUACAGAUGUGGACCUGUCGGUGUGCAAGCACGCUGGGCCAUCAUGCUGUACGCGAAGAAUGGAAGAGAGCUACAGAGCGGCAGUCCUGAGAGACACCACCCAGAACAUCAGAUCAUACAGCUUUGAGCUGAAAUAUCUCAUUUCUGCACAUGCCACCGCCUUCCAGGAUACGUUCCAGUCUCUAAUAUCAUUCUCUCAGAAUCACCUGACCUCUCUGUUCGAGACCACUUACUCUUCCCUCAUGUCGUCCAUCUCUCCUCACAUCAUCUGCCUCUUUACUGACCUAUCUCGGUUCAUCCAGGGCACCGGCAAUGUCUCCGUUGAAGCCGCUGUGCACUGUUUCUUCGACAGUCUCUUCCCGUUGGUCCACACUCGUAUAGUCAAUCCCGGCAUGGCCUCGAGCAUUGACGCAGAUACUUCUGACGACAACCAGCUCGGUGACUGUCUCCGCAUGACGAGGCAGGACGUUAACCCCUUUGGGUCGUACCCAAAAGCGAUGGCAAAGGAGCUUGCGGAGGCAUUGCGGGCAGGUCGGGUGCUCAGCUUGGCGCUCGGCGUAGGGUCAGAGGUGAUGAACAUUACGGAGACGGCGGAGUUAUCAAAAGAGUGCACGCGCGCUCUGGUGCGCAUGCAAUACUGCUCUCAUUGCCGUGGGCUCACCCUGAUCCGGGCAUGCAGUGGCUACUGCCUCAACGUCAUGCGCGGGUGCUUGGCCAGCCUCUCGGAGUUACACAACCCAUGGAGACAGUACGUCACCGUCCUGCAGGAUCUCUCACACAUGGUCGCCGGAGCGCACAAUCUGGAGCUCGCUUUGCUGGGGAUCAGAGGUCGAGUUGAGGAGGCCAUUCUCUAUGCUCAACUUCAUGGGCCCAGGCUAACUGUCACGGUGGAUAAAGUAUGUGGUCACUCUUCAAACGCGUCUUCAAGCACAGAAGGGACGUUUCCUCCGGCCUCAGUCACACCUCCAACUGCCAACAUCUCACAGGACGUGCCGGGAGGCGAUCCGAUCGGCAUGUUGGCGCACCUUCACAGUUCACUCCCUCUGAAAACCUCCAAGAGCGAUAGAGGUAGAACUCUGAAAAAGGUUGCACGGGAGUUUACGGCCUACAUCUCCCGUUAUAAGUCCUUCUUCGCCAUACUUCCAGAGACGUUGUGCGAAGCAGAGAUGGGCGUCGAUGAGCUCACAUGUUGGAGUGGAGACGACGUGGUCAAAAGUUAUACUGCAAGAACGGUGGGGAAUGGAGUUCGUGCUCAAAGACAGAAUCCAGAAGUAAGGGUCCGAAGUGUUGACCCGGUGCUUAUGGAUGUCAAAAACAAACUCGAGCUCUUCAACAUGGAGAUCCAAGAGGUCAUGCCAGGUGUGGGGCACAGGGAAUCCUGGGACGACACGGCCAGUGGGGAGAGCAGUGGCGAAUGUGAUGAUGAGGACGGUUGUGAAGGUUCCGGAGAGUCUGUGACAUCUCCCCCUCUUACAGAAGCUGAUGUAUCCACAACGCCAGUAAAGGUCUCUUCCCAGGACUCGCCCAUCACCCAGAAAAACCCUUCAUCUGAUGCGUCUCUUUCCACGGCCAGCUUCAUCAUCAUCAUCCUCGCUCUGGGGCUGCAGUGGCCCUUCAUCUGAAAGGCCACCACCACAUACACACACAAAGAUCAUAUGCACACGGGUGAACAUCAUAAAGAAAUGUCAGGCUCUUAUUCCCCCCAAAAAUCAAAAGAAAAAAAUAAAAUAUAUAUUGCAUAACUAAAAUGAUGCAUUUCGCAAAUUUGGCAUUGUAUUUAUUUAAUUCAAAAUUAAAUACGGACAGUUUAAGCAAAAAGUGAGAGUUUUAUUCAUUCUCAUAACUGUCAUACAACAAAGAAAAUCAUGUAUAUAUACAGUCAUGAUCAGAAUUAUUGGCACCCUCAGUAAAUAUGAUCAAAGAAAGCUGUAAAAAUAAGCUGCAUUGUUUAUCCUUUUUAUCUUUUAAUCAAAAAAUUCUCAAAAAUACAACCUUUCAUUGAAGUAAAACAAUUGAAAGUGGGGGGAAAUUAUAUUAUGAAAUAAAUGUUUUUGCCAAUAAUUCUGACCAUGACUAAUACAAAUAUAUAUUAUAUAUGUACACUGUAUAUAUUAGCAUUUUUUGCACCACACUAGGCUUCUAAGAAUAGGAGGAUAUUGUUUAAAUGUGGCUAAUAUAUAUACAUAUACAUUUAUGUUUUUUGUUGCAACUUUAGCAUGCUACUAAGUUUAUUUUAUUUUAUACUAUUUUAUUAUUUUUUUGUAUUACAGUAGUAGGCUACUAAGAAUUGUUGAAUUGGAGUUAAUUGUCAUGGUCAUGUUAAUUGCCAAUACUGUCAUAAUGCAAAAAGAAAGACAGAGUAGUAAUAAUAAUAAGCAUUAUGGUCUUAAUCCAAAAUCUAAUUUCUUAUUUCCUUCUUUUGAUUUUGGGGUGACAGACACGUGACCUGGGCAUUUCCUGACAGUUCAUAUGACGUUCCCUACACUGUAUCCCUAAAAAAAUUCACAUUUCAAUGUUGUUUUAUGAUGUUCCCAGCCUUCUGUGACAGCCCCAUUUUUGUGGAAGACUCAGGCAGGGAGACUAGCAGUGCUCUCUGGGGUUUAAGUGUUAACACUUUCCACAGACUUAUUGUAUCAGAACUGUUAUCAUCACCGACUGGGACUGUGGAAUGCAUGACAAAAUAUGUGCAUCUGUGGAAACGUCGCUCAUGACCACACAACAAAAAAGAAAACAGAAAUUGUCUGCACUCUGCACAAUAAGCAAGGGAUAUUACCACCACACACAGAGCAUUAUUGAAUGAAACUAUGAAUAUGCACAUUUAGUAUGUAUAUAGUUUGAACUGGCGCUGAAUUUAUAGGACAACGAAUGUUUAUCUAAAGUAUCACACAUUUUUA
Messenger RNA from Rhinichthys klamathensis goyatoka, 3267 nucleotides. It is a transcript of the gene gpc5c, whose product is annotated as glypican 5c. Gene Ontology annotation, biological process: cell migration; regulation of protein localization to membrane; positive regulation of canonical Wnt signaling pathway. Gene Ontology annotation, cellular component: extracellular region; cell surface; plasma membrane. The coding region runs from base 223 to 1995 and encodes 590 amino acids. Lineage: Eukaryota; Metazoa; Chordata; Actinopteri; Cypriniformes; Leuciscidae. The transcript has 9 exons. The record is from RefSeq and is a predicted model, not a curated record.